Molecule: messenger RNA, 696 nt
Organism: Macroventuria anomochaeta
Lineage: Eukaryota; Fungi; Ascomycota; Dothideomycetes; Pleosporales; Didymellaceae
Exons: 1
Coding region: 421-633 (70 amino acids)
Source: RefSeq, a predicted model, not a curated record
CCCAAGAUCUCUCCCCGACCGACGCUCAUCAUUUGCCGCACUACUCUGCACCCACUGUUGAACAGAGAGAAAGAGUGUUAAUUUAUAUUUUAUCUAAGAGCGGGGGAGUUGCCUAUUAUAUAGGCAAGAGACCAGCACUAGCGUGUUGGCGCUGGUGCGGAGCGAGUGAAAAAGUAUGGGUCACGUGGCAGGAAUCCCAAACAACACCCACCCCUCCCUGUCACCAGCAACCAUCACCAUCCGUCUCCAUCACCAUUCCAUAUUCCCCCCACGGCGCCUUUCCGUUCGCAGACUCGAUCCACAUCCGGCUGUUUGUCACUGACGUCUUUCAACUUUCAACUCGGAAGGCGAAACUGCAGUGUCCGAAAGAGAAGGUACACAUCCACCCAAUGACGCGCCACCUUGUGAAGCCGCGCACCGAUGAACGGAGUUUUAACGUUGAAAAUGUAUCUGUGCACUUUCUUGUCCGUGGGUGUGUGUGGAGAGGUAGUUGCAGAGCGCGUGGAUCGGGGCGUCGAAGAUGAUGUCGCCGAGCCAGCGCGUUGCGGCGUUGACCAAUCCGUAACGGCGAAGGUGCUGAGCGUGAACAACAUGGUGAGGAGGGUGACAAUGAUCAUGCAGUUGACAAGAUGACAUGCAAUGUCUGCGUGGCUUUUGGAUUCUGCCCAACAUUGUCUCUGGGCAUCCUGACACAGG